AUGUCAAACUCAAUACUAGGUCAUGUCGGUGUUGGUCGCACUAUUCGAAGAUUCUCUAGAAUUUUCUAUGGUCCAGGUUUAUACAAGCAUCCCAAUUCUGCUGUUCAUCACUUUGAUUCCCCUUUAGUCGUAAAGCUCACGUUCUUAGCACAGCAUGAUCUUUUGGUGUCAAGCCUGUUACUCUCGAUGGUUACCAUUUUUCAAUCUAAAGAGAUUCAUUUCUCGCGCUCACAGCUUAAUUCAACUGGAGAAUCCUUUCGCUGCCAGGCUGGAAAUUUCAUAGAUCGAGUCCUCGUCAAGUUUCCGGUGUUAUCAAGCGUUGUUUCUUCUGGUUGCUUAAUAGGGCUGUCUCAUUUUGCUCGUAGUCCGUUCCUUGUUGUCAAGUCCAUUGGUGCGAAUCGUUUUGCUCUCUUAGACCAUGUCUUCUAA
Messenger RNA from Phycomyces blakesleeanus NRRL 1555(-), 429 nucleotides. RefSeq lists its product as hypothetical. The record is from RefSeq and is a predicted model, not a curated record. The transcript is spliced from 3 exons. Lineage: Eukaryota; Fungi; Mucoromycota; Mucoromycetes; Mucorales; Phycomycetaceae. The coding region runs from base 1 to 429 and encodes 142 amino acids.